AUGUCCACUUUUAACCGCUCUAUGUCACUAGUAGAGCGGAAGAAACUACAGUGGGCCAAAGAAAGAGAAGAACUAGCCUCGUUAUGUGGUCCUUGGGGUCCGCCAGACCAAGAUAAUCAAAAACCGUUUGGAAGAACCAGAUAUGAACCAAAAAUUUCAAUGGUCAAUAACGCCAGUCUAAAACGGGAAUAUAAAGAAAACACGAGAAGGGGCAGUUUGCCGCCGCUUUACAAAAAUCAGUACAAUUCGUACGAUAGAUACGAAAGAGAAAAAGAACUUGGUGGUGAGACUUCCGGUUAUGGGAGCGACAAUCCCAAUCAAACUCCAGACUGUGUUCCGUCAAACUGGCACCAAUCCGGUUAUGAAUCUUCUUCCAGCAGAGACGACCGGCCCAAAUGGGGAGACAAAGGCGUUGGAGUGGGGAAAUUCUGGCAGCCCAAAGAGGAGCACUUUGAAAAGAACCACAACGAACCACCCAACUGGGUCAAAAGAGGGCUGGAGGACGGUGAAAUUGUCGUCUCCAACACAUCGCCAGCGGAAUCACCAGAACAGCGGUAUGAAGAACACGAAAGGCCAUGCACAGGAUCUACUCUUUCCCAUCAUCGGUAAGAUACAAUAUACGAUUUAAGAAAAAUGUAUUUGUAGUAUGAUAAAGUAAUAUCUUAUUUCAGGAAUACAUAUAUCAGAGGCCAAAAUAUUCCAAUAGACUCGGUUGAACUGGCAGACAGAGAGAGAAGAAGACAAGUCGCCAUGGCUCAUCAAGAAGCAAUACGUCAGCAGUUGGAAGAAAGAGAAAGAAAACGUCGGGAGGAACGCGAGAAGAGAAUAAAAGAAGAACGUGAGGAGGAACUGAGGAUCGAGAGGGACCAGGAGAUAGAACGGCAAAGGAAAGAAAACGAACUUCGGCUAAUCAGAGAAAAACAAGAAAGGGAAAGAAAGAGGAAGGAAGCUAUCCAAGAAGCGAUAGCAUUGGCUCAGAAAACCGCCGAGGAGGAAAGAUCUAAAAAAUUGAAUAAGCAAAUUUGCAAAAAUAGAAACAUUAUGGAAAACAUUACAGACAAAGAUAAAAUGUCAACAGUCGAGGAAACUGCUCCCAACAGAAAUAUCGAUGUAAAUGACAAUCUCAAAGAAGAUGAAAAGAAAAACAAUAACUGUGAUCAGCUAAACAACACUCGAAAUAUUACUCCCAAAAAUGAGAUAUUGAGCAAUGAAAUUAACAAUAAUUUAGAAAUUAGAGGAAAAACUUUGGAGCCAUCCAACAACAGUAACAGUAAUAUUUUGUAUAAUACCAUUCCAUCCGCCCAGCUGUACACCCCAAGAGCUGAAAACUUAGCAUUAGUUAUUCCCGCACCAUUAGAUGCUUUACAGAAUGUGCAGUAUGCACUAUUAGUACCUGCUACCCCGCAAACAUUACCCAUAACAGUGCCUAUAACUACUGUACCUCAAAUAGAUCGAGGUUGUAACACCUCAAGAACAGAAAACAGGAUCCUAACUCCAACACAGUACAGAAACAGGAACAGAAGAGUGUGCGACAGUGCUACACAAACGGAAGAUUUCGACUUCGGUAGAUUUGAGGCUGUCGAUAAUAAAGAAAAAUACAUAAGAGAAAAACUCACCAACAUCGAGUUGAUGUAUGACAAUAGAAGAAAAGGCAGAAGAAGCAGGAGCGAAAGUUUGGAGGAAAGACCGAAGUGGGGUGCUAACAGACCUCCUACUAGAUAUUUAAAACAAAGCGAGAAAGAUCCUUUGUACCAAAGACGAAAACUACGGCAAAAGAUGAGAGGCAGUAAAAUAUAUGACGAUAAAAAUUCUAGCGACGAAAGUCAAACAGCUACCACACCAAGACCGUACAGGAAGAAAAGUUACAUGGGGGAAAGAAAUUCAAGGCCACUUUGGAGAAAGAAAGAUCAGUUAUUUACAAGAAAUAUCCGCAUGUACCAAACGGAAAUCGUUCCACUUGAAUCCGACAAAGACCAGAUUUAUUAUAAGAGACACGAGUGUUGCUGUGUAUGCAGAUGUGACAGGCGUAACAGUUCAGGAGAUAAUAUCAAAGUAGACAUACUGAGAAUCGAACAAAUAUCUCCUAGGGAAAAUUUACAGUAUAAGCCAGAACUCUUAGAGAGUUCCGAAAGGCUACCUAAUUGUAAUGCAGACGGCAGCAACGACGAUAUCUUGGAUAAACUGUCUUCUUUGCACACUGGUUUGUUACAAAAGCAAGAACAGUGGGAAAACUGCCCGGUUACUCCAAAUUUGUCACCACCUAAUAAGAAUUAAAUCACACUUAUAUA
Anoplophora glabripennis (Asian longhorned beetle) is the source of this 2288-nucleotide messenger RNA. RefSeq names its product trichohyalin-like. Gene Ontology annotation, biological process: cilium assembly. The transcript has 4 exons. Gene Ontology annotation, molecular function: microtubule binding. The record is from RefSeq and is a predicted model, not a curated record. Gene Ontology annotation, cellular component: cilium; microtubule. Lineage: Eukaryota; Metazoa; Arthropoda; Insecta; Coleoptera; Cerambycidae.